Molecule: messenger RNA, 2574 nt
Organism: Neurospora tetraspora
Lineage: Eukaryota; Fungi; Ascomycota; Sordariomycetes; Sordariales; Sordariaceae
Exons: 3
Coding region: 1-2574 (857 amino acids)
Biological process (GO): DNA-templated transcription; regulation of DNA-templated transcription
Molecular function (GO): zinc ion binding; DNA-binding transcription factor activity, RNA polymerase II-specific; DNA binding
Source: RefSeq, a predicted model, not a curated record
AUGGAUAUUGUCCAGUAUACCAAGACUAUCGCGCCUACAAUUGUCCCGGCUGCUGCCACUGCUGGUAGUACAGCAACAACGUCGUCAGCCAUUACCUCUAGACAUUCUGAUCACCAACAGUCAACACAAUCAAGACCACCCGACUCGACCUCUACAGGUGCUAUCUCCACAGAGCACCACGGCGGGCACUUACACCCACAACACCAGCCGGCAGCGCAGUCACAGCAACAACACCAACACCAACAUCAGCAUCAACAAAUUGGAGACCCUCAACUACCUCCUCCAACACGUGCACAGUCACAACCACAACCAGAAUCCUCGACGAUAUCUUCGCCGAUAUUCCAUGUUGAUGCCCAUGCUACCGUCCUUGCAGCGGCUGCCCACCAUGCCGCUGCCAACCAUGACCUCCAAGCUCUCCAAGCUGCCGUCGUAGCUGCUCCCGACGUCGUUGUUCAACCACCACAACCACCCACAGACCUGGGCAAUGUUGCAAAUAGUCAAUCAUACCCGCCCGAAGCAGUGGCCAUCUAUACACAGGCACUUCAAAUGGCUUCCCAGACAACCCCUCCAGGAUCUUCUCCAACAGCCAAACCCCAGUCCAAGACCACUCGCCUGCGGAGGGCGUGUGACAUGUGCAGUUCAAGGAAAGUCAAGUGUGAUGAGACUCAUCCUUGUCGGCCAUGUCGCGAUCUCCAGGUCGACUGUACGUUUGCUAGGGAAAUGAGGCGUCGAGGUCCUCCCAAUAGGCACGCAGAGGCUGCCAGAGCGGCGAAGCGUCCGCGACUCGAACCCGCCUUGCCGAAUAACAAUGCGCAGCCUCACAAUGCGGCCCAGACUUUGAUUUCCAUCGCUGGCAACCCGCAAGGCGGCCAUUCACAGCCGCAUGGGCACAGUCAGGCUAUCCUCGAUGCCGAAGCUAUAGCCCCAUGGCCCGUGUUGCUUCUCCUCGUCGACGACUUCUUCACUUAUAUCCAUCCUUUGACGCCCUUUCCCCACGAGCCUACCUUCCGUCAGCAACUGGCCAACCGGGAAGACCAAAAGAGCCACGAAUUUCUGGCCUUGCUCGCGAGCAUGGUUGGCUGUCUGGUUGCCUCCUUUCCCAGGACAGCACGGUUGCAUCUCAAGUCACAACAUGGCAUGAAUCUGUUUCCCAAGGCCAUUCAUCUCGUUGACCGUUGCCGCCAUGUGGCCAUGGAAGCCCGUGGUUCUUACUUCUAUAACCGAGAAGACAUGACGGUUUACGACGCAGUCACAAGCUAUUUCCUCGGCUUGGCUGCUGCUUACACUUUGCAAUGGAAGGUGUGUCGCCGCUUCAUGUCAGAAGCUUCCAACAUCAUCAGAGAACUGGGAUACCAUAAACCGCGUGACUUUUUCGCAGUCACCUACAGGGGCCCUGCCUUUGACUAUGUACAGGACCAGAUCGGCAAGCGUGUCUUCUGGGUCAUGUUUCUAGGUGUCCGCUCAAUGAUGCAAUUCGGCGGGCCCAUGGGCGAAAUAGUGUUCCCCCCUCCGACACCCGCCGAGCCGUAUCCCGAUUUCCCGGCCGAGGUGGACGACGAGUUUAUUCUUCCAUCCCAAAUCCUGGUGCAGCCCCCUUCUAUCGUGUCGCGCCUGACGGGCUUCGUACAGGCCAUCAAGAUUUACAUGACCAUGAACUCGCUGGUUGGCAUCGAGUUAUCGUACGGCCUGACGACACUGCCCUUUCAGGAUCAGAAGGACAUGUUACACGAAUGCUUGCAAGGUGUGAAACAGGUCAUGGAAGGCAUGCCCCCAGAACUCACUCUAAAUUUAGACAGCAAUACCGCCAACGCAAGCCUGGGUGAGCUACCUCAAGUUUCCGCGCCGCAUGACGCUCUUGGCGACAGUGGAUUCCAGUACUGCCCACCCGCCUAUCCUGCACAUCAGCCGGCCUCAGACAUCCGGCAUGUUAUCAACAACGAUCCUGAACGCCGUCGUCUACUUCAGUAUGAGAUCCAAAAGGCAAAUAUCUAUGCGUCACAGGUCGCGACACGCUCCUACUAUGUCGAACGCUACUUGAACCUUCGCGACGCCCAUCGAGAGCAUACCCGCAAUCAAGCAGCACAAGCAUAUGCCGCAGUUACGGCCGUGGAAAAUGGCGUCGGCGGUAGCAACGGGGUUUCCCAUGAUAGUAAGAGCGUUGCGGCUGCUGCUCUACACGCUGCUGCAGAGCAGCUAUCUGAUCCCAUUGAUGAGAACAUGACCGCCGAGCGUGAGCUUAUCGUCCAGAAUCUCCUUGUCGUGCUUGCUUCCAUCUCUCAACGCAACAUGGAGCCCAAUGGCGGAUCCUUCAUCAAUAAGGUUCGUCAGGUGGCUUCCACGCUCGUCCACGAUGCUCCUGGCCGGAAAGGGCCCAUGGCCACCAAAGCUCAAGAGCCUCUCACCCGCUUUCUAGACAUUCUCAUGAGGCUGGAGAAGACUGGGCCGGGGAACACGGACCGGGGUGAUGGGACUAUGACUCCGCAGGACGAAGAGAUGGAACUAAGGAGCUGGGCGGAUCUGCGAGAGCACCAGAUGCGGUUUUAUCAGAGUGGAGGAUUCAUGGGUCAGAUCUAG